UAUUUUGUAGCAUUUCGUGCAUUCAGAGUAUUUCGGGGUCUCGCCGGGUUGCGCGAACCAAGCCUAUCAUGAGAGAAACGUCAUCAUCCUUCGACUAUUUCAUUGUUGUGUAAACUAUGCGACAGGAUAUAUAUCUAUACACAAGACUCACAUCCUUGCAAAAAAAAUAUAUACAGAUGUUCUCUUGAUAUCAGCGGAAAUGCUAUUUAUUUCUUUCACAUUCAACUACUUAGGUAUUUCGAACAUCAUCUGAAAUAUGUACACGCUUCGAGAUAUACAAUUAUUAAUUUAGCACAUCUACUUGAUCCACGGGCCGGCUAACGUUUACUAGCUAACGUUAGCUAGCAAAUCCCAAGGCAAAGGUUUCGAAUAGUGCAGCAAGUUUAGCUAGCUGGCUAGUCCCAAUUUGUAAGUCUACAGACAGUGUCUUGCACUGCUAUCUUGCCAUAGCUGUGUUUCUGUGGUUUUGAAGGCGUUAUGAGUUAUGGAGGUUAUGGGGGCAGAGGCGGCCGACGAGGUGGCCGAAGAGGAGGUCGAGGAUUCGGACGGGAUGGGAGCCGGGAGAGGUGGGACCGCCUAGCUGGGUCGAGUGGUGGUGGACACCCGCGGAGCACCGAAACGGAGUCGAGGGAGGACCGGGGAGAACGAGGAGGGAGAGGUGGGGGACCAAACCGUCCACCCCCGCAUCUAAAGGGCCGGGAGAUCGGACUGUGGUACGCCAAAUGGGGAGGCUUGAAGAGGAAAGAAAAUGAGAGAAAAUCGCGGGCAGUGGUUCAGAUGGAUGAGUCCAGGGAACAGCAUAUCACUAAUCUGCUGAACACUGUCCAGAGAGGACCGACAUGCCCAGCCAGGGAGGCCCACCCCUCCACAUCUGAGCACUGGCGUUCAACCCCGUCAGCACCGGUCAGAGGCGGCCACUGUUACUUUGAUGGUGAUGAGCCCUCUCAGGAUGUCCUGAAAAUGGAUCUCAAACAAGAGAAGAAGGAGGUUGAGGAGAGGCCAGUACAGAACACUCCACUCACAUCACAACGUUACUUCCCACAGGAUGUCCUUAAAGCUGAACCCCAAGAAGAGAGGGAGGAGAAGGAGAGGAGAGGGAAGGAUAAAGACCUGGAGUAUUUGUUUCAGGAGGUGGUCAGGGAGAAUGCCCUGGACCAGCAGUUAAAGAGAGAUCUAGAGAGGAAGAAGGCGGACUCUAAAUACCUAGACAUGCUGAAAUUCAGGGAAAAGCUUCCAUCCUUUGGAAAAAAAGAGGAGUUGGUGGAGUUGAUCAGGUCCAGCCAGGUGCUGGUGGUCAGUGGAGAGACGGGGUGUGGUAAGACCACCCAGGUGACCCAGUUUAUCCUGGAUGACUACAUAGAGAGGGGCAUGGGUUCAGUCUGCAGGGUGGUCUGCACCCAGCCACGUCGCAUCAGUGCCAUAUCUGUAGCAGAGCGGGUGGCUGCGGAGAGGGCUGAGAGUGUAGGGGACGGGAACUCAUGUGGUUAUCAGAUCCGCCUGCAGAGUCGGUUACCACGGAAACAGGGCUCGGUGCUGUAUUGUACAACGGGUAUUAUUCUACAGUGGCUUCGCUCUUCCCCUCUGUUGUCCACCAUCAGCCACCUGGUUUUGGAUGAAAUUCACGAGAGGAACCUUCACUCUGAUGUUCUACUCAUCAUUGUUAAAGACCUGCUCCGAGUCCGACAGGACCUCAAGGUCAUCCUCAUGAGUGCCACGCUCAACGCUGAGAAGUUCUCCAAAUACUUUAAUAACUGUCCUAUGAUCCACAUCCCGGGGAUGACCUUCCCGGUACAAGAGUUCCUAAUGGAGGAUGUGUUGGAGAUGAUUAGGUACCGUCCCCAGAAGAAGGAGCAGAGGCCCAGGUGGAAGAGAGGUUUCAUGCAGGGUCAGAAUUCCAGACCAGAGAAGGACCAGAAAGAGGCCGAGUACAAGGAGAGCUGGCCCUGCUACGCCCGCACACUACGAGACAAGUACUCUGACAGAACCAUAGAUGUGUUGGAGAUGAUGGACGAUGAUGAUAAGAUUGACCUUGAUCUCAUCGUGCAGCUGAUCAGACAUAUCGUGCUAAGCCAGGAAGAAGGAGCCAUCUUGGUGUUCCUGCCAGGUUGGGACAACAUCAGUGGCCUCAACGACCUCCUCAUGGCUCAGCAGAUGUUCAAAUCAGAUCGGUUUGUGAUCAUUCCUCUGCACUCCCUGAUGCCUACUGUCACCCAGACCUCGGUGUUCAAAAGGCCUCCUCCAGGAGUCAGGAAGAUUGUCAUUGCCACCAAUAUCGCUGAGACCAGUAUUACCAUAGAUGAUGUGGUGUUUGUGAUAGAUGGGGGAAAGAUUAAGGAGACUCACUUUGACACUCAGAACAACAUCAGCACUAUGACUGCAGAGUGGGUCAGCCUGGCCAAUGCCAAACAGAGAAGAGGACGCGCUGGCAGGGUGUGUCCAGGGAAGUGUUAUCACCUGUAUAAUGGCCUGAGGGCCAGUCUUCUGGAUGCCUACCAGCUACCUGAGAUCAUGCGCACACCACUGGAGGAACUGUGUCUGCAGAUCAAGAUCCUCAAGCUGGGUCCAAUAGCAGAGUUCCUGAGGAAAGCUCUGGACCCUCCCACAGAGGAGGCUGUCACUCUGGCCAUCACACACCUGAUGGACCUCAAUGCUCUGGACCGCUCAGAGGCUCUGACCCCGUUAGGGUUCCACCUGGCCAGGCUGCCUGUAGAGCCUCACAUCGGGAAGCUGAUCCUGUUUGGAGCUCUGCUGGGCUGUCUGGACCCUGUCCUCACUAUCGCUGCCUCUCUCAGCUUCAAGGACCCCUUCUUCAUACCAAUGGGUAAGGAGAAGAUGGCAGACUUUAGGAGAAGAACUCUGUCCAGAGAAUCAAAGAGUGACCACCUCACCAUCAUCUAUGCCUUCACAGGCUGGGAGGAAGCUAAGCGACGCGGCUACAAGUUUGAACGAGAGUUCUGCUGGGACAACUUCCUGUCAGCCAAUACACUCCAGAUGCUGCACAACAUGAAGGGUCAGUUUGCUGAGCACCUGCUGGGGGCUGGCUUCACCAGCAGCAAGAACCCAAAAGACCCUGAAUCUAACACAAACUCAGAUAAUGAGAAGCUGAUCAAGGCAGUGAUAGUGGCAGGUCUCUACCCCAAAGUGGCCAUGAUCAAACCCAGUGGCAGCAAGAAGAGACCGGUGAGGGUGUAUACCAAAACCGAUGGGAAGGUGUGUAUUCACCCCAAGUCAGUGAAUGCUGAGGAGACCCAGUUUAACUACACAUGGCUCAUCUAUCACCUCAAGAUGAGGACCAGCAGUAUCUUCCUGUACGACUGUACGGAGGUGUCUCCGUUCUCCCUGCUGUUCUUUGGAGGUGACGUCACCAUACAGAUGGAUCAGGACCAGGAGACCAUCGCUGUGGACGACUGGAUCGUGUUCCAGUCCCCCGCACGCAUCGCUCACCUCGUCAAGAAUCUGAAGAAGGAGCUGGACUCUCUAUUGGAAGAGAAGAUCCGAAGCCCCGCCCCUGUGGACUGGAGCAACCGCCAAUCCAAAGACUGUGCCGUCAUCACAGCCAUCAUAGACCUCAUCACCACCCAGGAGAGACCCGACGUUAACGCGAGGAACACUGAGCCUAGAGGACGCCGCCAGUAUCACAACAACGAUGAUGGUGGUGACGAGUACGAGAACUGCUGCAUCUCUUCUCAACCCAGAGAAAAGCUCAGGCCAUAGAGAUGGAAAGAGGUCUCCACUUUGUAUCUGUGCCAUAAUGGCGCUGCCCAUGCUCUCUCAGUUUGAGUUAAGUGUCAAGCUAAUGUUGGUGAUGUACCUCCACUUGCAGAGCUGGAGUCUUAAACUAAAUAUUGUGUUAUUUUGGCGAUAAAGCUUAACGCCAUUUACCAACUAGGCAAACCAAUUUGAAGACCAUGCUCUGGUCAUUGGCUGAUCAUUCCCAUAGGAAUCCCCCACCCAGUUGACUACUUUCAAAAUGGUGGAAGCCCUCAAUGUCCAUGCUAAAUUGUUUCCAAGUAGAGAUCUCUAUACAUCUCAAUGUCUUAGGCACAUUUUCUAUUGGAUACGAGUCCAGUCAGGAUGGUAUGUGAAGAAAAAGUCCCCGAACACCAACUGUUUGAAUUUAAUUCUAUAAGCCUACUGGAAAAGGCUGAGCAUGUAUUUUUUCAUUUGUUAAAAACAAUUAUGUGAAACUAAGUUGUAUGGAAUGCUGUUGUGUUGAUAUUGCUUGACAUUCUCAUGUUGUCACUUGGCUAACUUGGUUAACUUGCCAUUGUUUUCUUUUCAGUUUUUUGUUCAAAUAUUAGAAUCUUCUCCCUGAAGCUGAACCAAUAAAGCUGCCCUUAUUGCAGGGUUACGUUA
Molecule: messenger RNA, 4356 nt
Organism: Oncorhynchus mykiss (rainbow trout)
Lineage: Eukaryota; Metazoa; Chordata; Actinopteri; Salmoniformes; Salmonidae
Source: RefSeq, a predicted model, not a curated record